Messenger RNA from Carlito syrichta (Philippine tarsier), 1644 nucleotides. It is a transcript of the gene KDM8, whose product is annotated as lysine demethylase 8. The coding region runs from base 56 to 1021 and encodes 321 amino acids. Gene Ontology annotation, molecular function: histone H3K36 demethylase activity. Gene Ontology annotation, cellular component: nucleus. Lineage: Eukaryota; Metazoa; Chordata; Mammalia; Primates; Tarsiidae. The transcript is spliced from 7 exons. The record is from RefSeq and is a predicted model, not a curated record.
AAAAGCACAUAGUAGUAGCCCUAAUAAUAAUACAUGAUAUCUGUUGUUGUUACUAAUGGCACCUGAGCUAUUCUGCCAUGGAUUCAAAUUCUUGGUGGCUGUCUCAGGUCUUGACUUUCUGAGGUGGUUGCCAUUUGCUUUUGUGUUUAAACAGAAAGCACGGAAUGCCCGUGGAUCAGUUCCAGAUGUGACAUUGGAAAGCACAGUCCCCCGGCUUCACCGUCCAUCCCUCCAGUACUUCAGGAAGCAUUUUUUGGUUCCCGGGAGGCCUGUGAUCCUGGAAGGCGUGGCUGACCACUGGCCAUGCAUGAAGAAGUGGAGCCUGGAGUAUAUUCAGGAGGUUGCUGGCUGCCGAACUGUCCCCGUGGAAGUUGGAUCCAGGUACACAGAUGAGGAAUGGUCCCAGACUCUCAUGACCGUCAGCGAAUUCAUCAGCACCUACAUCGUGAACGAGCCACGGGACGUCGGGUACCUGGCUCAGCACCAACUCUUUGACCAGAUCCCAGAGCUGAAGGAAGACAUCAGCAUUCCCGACUACUGCUGCCUGGGCAGCGGGGAGGAGGAGGAGAUCACCAUCAACGCCUGGUUUGGUCCCCAAGGAACCAUCUCCCCGCUUCACCAGGAUCCCCAGCAGAACUUCCUAGCCCAGGUGAUGGGGAGGAAGUACAUCCGGCUGUACUCACCGCAGGAGUCAGGUGCUGUAUAUCCUCACGAGACACACCUUCUUCAUAACACGAGCCAGGUGGAUGUGGAGAAUCCCGACUUAGAGAAGUUCCCCCAGUUUGCCGAGGCCCCAUUCCUGUCAUGCAUCCUGUCCCCCGACUUCCCUGGCCCUCUGCCUGAAGACAGGCUGGCAUGUCCCAACAGCGGGCACCAGAGAACACCUCUGCUCCACCGGGUAGGAAGAUCACAAGUUGGUGGACAAUUCUACAGCACUGGUGACAUCACACCAAGUGACCUUGAAAUCAAGAGUCAUUCAUUCCAAAACAAAUCUCAAAAGAAGAAAUUUAGAAGCUCGUAAACCUAAAAAACAUUACAACCUACUCAAAGAUACGCAAAUUGAAACAAAGGUACCUGCUACAUUAGCCAAGGUGUUUCCAACUCUCACCCUCAGUGCUGAGGAGAGUGGGGCUGUCCUCCUGGUGGGGGUCAGCCUGGCAGAAGUUUAGCAAGAACCUUGAGCGUUCGUGCAUGCUUCUGGGUCUAGUGAUCCCUCUACUAGAAACCCAGCUUCAGCAAAUUGCCGCAAGGUGGUUGAGGAUGUAGGUAUAGGGGUGACCGUCACAGCACUGUGAUGGCAGGACACUGGAAAUGUCCUAAAGCAUGUGGGUAAGAAACAGCCCAUCAGUGCUGCGGAAUAUUAUUCAGCCACAGACGCUUAGAAUUCUUAAGGUUAUGAAGAAAUGCUGUGUCGUGUUGAUUAAAACACAUUAUGUUCUUGAGUUUUUAAAUACUGGCCUUUUUGUACACACAUGUGUACAUGUGUGUGUAUACAUGUUCACAUGUGUGUUUAUGUGCAUGCCCACAGAGAAACUGGGGCUGUAUUUAAGCCAAUUGUAAGACUCCAGGUGUUUAAUAUUUCUGUAUAAUUUCAAGUUUUCUCAACAAUGUAAGCAGUAAAAAAUAACUUUAUUUUUAAAACCA